Molecule: messenger RNA, 2310 nt
Organism: Morchella sextelata
Lineage: Eukaryota; Fungi; Ascomycota; Pezizomycetes; Pezizales; Morchellaceae
Exons: 9
Coding region: 1-2310 (769 amino acids)
Biological process (GO): glucan catabolic process
Molecular function (GO): beta-glucosidase activity
Source: RefSeq, a predicted model, not a curated record
AUGAAGUAUCUGACCCCUUGGCUUUGCCUAGCAACACUCGUCCUGUGCGGUGACCACGAUGACAUCUCGAGCCAGUUUGGAGCAGCGCGCGAGCUACGGACAUGGGAUGAAGCGUAUGCUCUUUCCAAAACAUUUGUGGCAAAAUUGAAUACUCUCGAGAAGAUAUCGCUGUCGUCUGGGUCUGGAAUUUCCUUUGGGCCCUGCAGUGGGAAUACCCAAGAUAUCGAUCGUUUAGGAUUUCGUGAGAUGUGUUUUCAAGAUGGGCCAGUUGGUGUUCGCGGCACUGACAAAGUGAGUGUUUUCCCCGCGGGAAUCACUACCGGCAGCACCUGGGAUAAGGAAUUGGUAUAUCUUCGAUCCCGGGCGAUGGGGGUUGAAAACCGCCUCAAGGGUGUCAACGUUGCUCUAGCCCCUGUUGCCGGAGGACUCGGAAGGGCACCGGCUGCGGGCCGUAAUUGGGAAGCGUUUGGUUCGGAUCCGUACCUGACUGGUGUGGCCAAUGCGGAGAGUGUUAAGGGACUCCAAGAUGAGGGUGUGAUAGCUUGUGCAAAGCAUUUCGUUGGAAAUGAGCAGGAGCGAUAUCGCCUCGUCAUCGAGAACAUACCCAAUUUGGACAGACCAAUAUUGGCAAGUUUGAGCAGUCAGAUCGAUGAACGAACUCUCAGAGAGCUCUACGAAUGGCCCUUUGUGGAUGCAGUUGAAGCUGGUGCUGGGAGUGUCAUGUGUUCCUACCAGCGGGUUAACAAUGAGUACUCUUGCGAAUCAACGACCCUUAUCCGUGACCACCUGAAGUCCAAUGCUUCAGGUGGUCUAAAUUUUAAGGGAUUUGUAAUGACAGACUGGUUCGCCUCUGCUAUACCAUCCCUUGCAGCUCGGGGAGGGGUGGAUGUAAUUAUGCCUGGAGAUAUUGGAGCGACUGGGACUGUUGCAGCGUUACUUCCAGCUUCUGAUGGUGCAAGUACAAAUGGUACAAGACUGGAUGAGAUGGUGAUCAGGUUGGUUGCUAGCUGGUAUAAGAUGCGACAAGAGACCAAUUGGCCGAAUGUGUCGUUCUCCACUUGGAGUUCAGAUGAGUUUGGCGUAUUUCUAGACCGUGGUUAUAUCGGCCAAAUCAACUUUCAUGUGCAAGCUGCCCAGCCCGCCCAUGCAACUCUGAUACGCAGGAUUGCAGCUGAGGGCACCACUCUCCUCAAGAAUACCGGAAGCCUUCCACUCUCCAGCACAGCUCUCUCAAUUGGUGUAUUCGGAAACGACGCAGGCCCAAUUCCAGAGUCCUCGUGCGGGACCUUUGGGGCCUGCUCGGCCGGGACCUUAGCAGUCGGCUGGGGCAGUGGCACUGGUACAUUUGAGUAUCUUAUUGAUCCUUUGCAAGCAAUCACGGCAAAGGCUGCGGACAUAGGCGCAGUUGUCGAGAGUGUGCUGGAUGACUAUGCGUAUACAGAGAUCCAGGAGAAAGCCGCGGGAAAGGAUGUUUGUUUUGCGUUUGUUAACUCCCGAUCUGGCGAGGGAACUAACUCAGUUGAGGGGAACUAUGGCGACCGUAAUAAUCUUACUGCCUGGAGAGACGGCGAUACGCUAGUCAAAACAGUUGCUGCCUCAUGUAGUAACACAGUGGUAGUGAUUCAUUCUGUUGGACCCAUCCUGGUUGAAGAAUGGAUUGAGAACCCGAACGUGACAGCUGUACUGCUUGCUCAUCUCCCGGGUCAGGAAAGCGGGAACUCACUUGUUGAUGUACUUUGGGGAGAUGUUAACCCGAGUGGAAAACUACCAUAUACCAUGGGCAAGACUGAGGAUGACUACUGCUGUAAGGUUCAGUACGACUGGACCGGGUUCCAACCAGAGCAAGAGUUCUCGGAGGGACUGUUUAUAGAUUAUAAGUGGUUUGAUAAGAACAACAUUGAGCCUAGGUUUGAGUUUGGUUAUGGAUUGUCCUACACAAACUUUACUUAUGACGCCAACUCCCUAACAAUCACAGAGCCUUUCGACGAGGUUGAUUCAACAGAUUUCAUGGCACCCCUCUUCAACAUUAGCGUCUCGAUCACAAACAGCGGCUCGGUCGCCGGCAAGGAAGUGGCACAACUGUACCUGAAGUAUCCAUCGUCGACGAACUCACCAGUGCGGCAACUGAGGGGCUUUGAGAAAUUAUCGCUGCAGCCAGGAGAGACGAAGACUGCGGUGUUUGUGGUCACUAAGAGGGAUGUCAGUUAUUGGGAUAGCGGUGAGUGGAAGGUUGCUAGGGGCACUCAGUAUGGAGUGGAAGUUAGCGCGAGUUCGAGGGAUGUUAGGGCAGAGGGUGUAGUGACGUUUUAG